GGGGAGGGUGGGAGGAGUUGUGGGGGAAAGUUAACGAUGUUACUUUUAAAUUAGCUUUUCUCUACCUUGGGGACAUUGUUUAUGCACAUAAUGAACAGUAUUUUACAGUUUCUGAAAGGGUCGCGUAUGAGUGUCUCAUUAAGAACUGCCUAGCGCUCUCACAUACGGGCAGGAAUCAGUGUCUUUGUUUAAUGGCUGAAAAUUACCCUCAGAGAGGUUAAUAUCACACAAGUGGACUGAAACCCAACUUUUUACCUUCCGGAUCCCACGUUCUUGCCUCUGCAUGCAUGUGACUAAAAUGAACUAAAAUACCUACAUUACAAUAGAUACAAAUAACCUUUCAGGAAAGCUAGUGUGCGUUGAAACCGUAGGAGAUGCAGUUUGACCAGACACGGGGCAGACUAGACGAUUCUGCUGCAGAAAGCACUGAAGAUGGACAAGUUUAAAAGUUACAUAUACAUAUCAGGCCGCCCACUAUAUGUCAAGCAAUGGAGAAACAAAGAAACAGAUAUCAAUAUUGUUCUUUUGAAAGAAUGGAAUCUUGCCAUUUGCAACGACAUGGAUGGAGGGUUGGAAGAAGAGCAGAGCUAACAGUCCACCUUAACGAGGAAUCUGGGGAGUUGGAGUAAUUCCUUUACAAACUUGGUAAAAUGUCUUUCUUCUCGACAUGGAUCAAAGCUAUUUUUAUCACUGCCCUGGCAUUUCCUCAUUAUUCUGAAACUGGUUUUGAACCUUCACCAGAAAUUCGUAGACUCCCAAACUGUGAUGUGUAUGUACAUCAGUUACAUUUUUGCACAAGAGAAAUGGAUCCAGUCUGUGCAACCAAUGGCCAAACUUAUUCCAAUAUAUGCAUUUUCUGCAGUGAACUAUUCGAAAGUGGUGGAGCGUUUGAUUUUAGUCAUUAUGGUAGAUGCUGAUUCUGCCUGUGCUACACAUUCCAAUACCUUUUAUUGCGAUCCAAUUUUGUGGUAGAUUCUACAACCAAUUAGAACGGCCUCAGUCAGAGUUUUAAAUUCCUAGAAAAUCAUACAAAGACUUCUAUGGCAUACAAGAUGGAAUAUAGGAUGUUGAAGAAUUUUUCCAUGAGCCUAUGAUUGAAAGGUUUUCCUUCUCUAUGUUCAAUUAUUCAAUGACAAUUGAAAAACUAUCUUAAUUUUGUAUUUCUUAACAUAAAACCUAAUACAACUUAAAAUAAUAAAUAUUUCAAUCAAUCCAA
Neofelis nebulosa (Clouded leopard) is the source of this 1216-nucleotide messenger RNA. Its product is annotated as sperm-associated acrosin inhibitor-like. The record is from RefSeq and is a predicted model, not a curated record. Bases 651 to 917 code for a protein of 88 amino acids. NCBI's taxonomy places the organism in Eukaryota, Metazoa, Chordata, Mammalia, Carnivora, Felidae. Gene Ontology annotation, molecular function: protein binding. The transcript is spliced from 7 exons.